Temnothorax curvispinosus is the source of this 1163-nucleotide messenger RNA. Its product is annotated as calcium and integrin-binding protein 1-like. The coding region runs from base 37 to 594 and encodes 185 amino acids. NCBI's taxonomy places the organism in Eukaryota, Metazoa, Arthropoda, Insecta, Hymenoptera, Formicidae. The record is from RefSeq and is a predicted model, not a curated record. Gene Ontology annotation, molecular function: calcium ion binding. The transcript has 5 exons.
AAGUUCGUUGACACGUUGUAUAGUUAUUCCGCGAGGAUGGGUGCAGGAAAGAGUCAAUUUACGGAGGAAGAGUUGCAGGACUAUCAAGAUUUGACGUAUUUCACUAAAAAGGAAGUCUUACAUAGUGCACAUCAAAAAUUCAAGGCGCUUGCUCCAGAGAAAGUUGGACACAACAAGAAUGCUAAGCUGCCAAUGUCCAAGAUCUUGCAGUAUCCCGAAUUGAGAGUGAAUCCUUUUGGCGACAGGAUCUGUAAAGUCUUCAGCUCUAGUCAGGAUGGCGACUGUACCUUCGAAGAUUUUCUGGACAUGAUGUCUGUAUUCAGCGAUGCUGCUCCAAAGGCUGUGAAGGCUGAGCACGCUUUUAGAAUAUUCGAUUUCGAUGGUGACGAUAUGCUCGGUGUGGGAGACUUACGACAAGUGGUCGACAGAUUAACCGCGCCCCAGAGAUUGAACGAUAGCGACAUGCAGCAGCUUCUUCAGUAUAUCCUUGACGAAGCUGAUCUGGAUGACGACGGAGCACUCAGCUUCGCCGAGUUUGAGCAUAUUAUAGAGAAGAGCAGCGACUUUUCUAAGAGUUUUCGAAUUCGUUUAUAAAAGUGAAUGUCGUUAAUGACGAACUCGCCAAUGAAAGACUGAACAUUAAUCGACAUUUAAUUAUAAUAGCAGACAUGGGCCUAACGCGUACUUUGAAAAAAGGAAAAAUCAUGAUCAACGUUUGCUGAAUGUGCCAGGGCUCUAUAAUUUGGCCUAAGUCAGAUCUUGAUCUUUUUUUAAUUUUUUAUCGAGCUUAUUUAUUUGUAAGAUUAUGGUAGAAGGACCACGUAACCACGAAUAUAGAUCUCUUAGUUCAAAAAUAUCAUAUAAUGCUAUAACUAAACUGCCAAACACAGUGAUAUUAUUAAAACAUAUAUGAUGCUCCAAUUUAACAAAGAGAAAUCACAUCUCUUCUCGACCAGUAUACAAGCAUUUUUAAAAGAUAUACCUUAUGUAAUGAAGUUGAAUGAAUGCCCAAGUUUGACGUAGUAAAGUCAUCAUGUCAACUUGCUCCAGUUGGAAGACAGAAAAUUCAUUUUCAGUAGAAACUUCCACAGGUAUAUUUAAUAAGCGCAUUUAAAAAAUACAUACCCGUAUUGAAAUAUAUUAUUUAAAAACUUAGUUUUGAC